Pelodiscus sinensis (Chinese soft-shelled turtle) is the source of this 2379-nucleotide messenger RNA. RefSeq names its product NK2 homeobox 1 (gene NKX2-1). NCBI's taxonomy places the organism in Eukaryota, Metazoa, Chordata, Testudines, Trionychidae. The record is from RefSeq and is a predicted model, not a curated record. Gene Ontology annotation, biological process: regulation of transcription by RNA polymerase II; cell differentiation. Gene Ontology annotation, molecular function: DNA-binding transcription factor activity, RNA polymerase II-specific; RNA polymerase II cis-regulatory region sequence-specific DNA binding. Gene Ontology annotation, cellular component: nucleus.
CAAACGAAAGGCAGCCCUGAGCCUCCACUCAAUCCAAUUAAGGCGGACUUCGUCCACUCGGUUACGUGUACAUCCAACAAGAUCGGCGUUAAGGCAACACCAGAAUAUUUGGCAAAAAAGAUUUGCCUCCCCUUCCCCCUUUUUUUUCAGCCGCCGAAUCAUGUCGAUGAGCCCAAAGCAUACGACUCCUUUCUCAGUGUCUGACAUCUUGAGUCCCUUGGAGGAAAGCUACAAGAAAGUGGGCAUGGAGGGUAGCAACUUGGGGGCUCCCUUGGCAGCCUACAGGCAGACUCAGGUUUCUCAGCCAACGAUGCAGCAGCACCCCAUGGGCCACAACGGGACAGUGACUGCUGCCUACCAUAUGACAGCGGCAGGCGUCCCCCAACUCUCCCAUACCACGAUGGGGGGCUACUGCAACGGCAACCUAGGCAACAUGGGGGAACUGCCACCCUACCAGGAGACCAUGAGGAACAGCGCUUCAGCCACGGGAUGGUAUGGGGCCAACCCGGAUCCCCGCUUCUCUACAAUAUCCCGCUUUAUGGGGCCGUCUUCUGGAAUGAACAUGGGCGGCAUGGGGAGCCUGAGCUCACUUGGAGACGUUAGCAAGAGCAUGGCCCCUCUCCAGAGCACGCCACGGAGGAAACGCAGGGUCCUUUUCUCCCAGGCCCAGGUUUACGAGCUGGAGAGACGCUUCAAGCAGCAGAAAUACCUCUCAGCUCCGGAGCGAGAGCAUUUGGCCAGCAUGAUCCAUCUCACGCCGACUCAGGUCAAGAUCUGGUUCCAGAACCACCGCUACAAGAUGAAACGCCAGGCCAAAGACAAAGCCGCGCAGCAGCAGAUGCAGCAGGACAACAGCGCCUGCCAACAGCAGCAGUCCCCCAGGCGAGUGGCGGUGCCCGUGCUUGUAAAGGAUGGCAAGCCGUGUCAAGCGGGCUCCAACACGCCAACGGCAGCGAUCCAGAGCCAUCAGCAGCAGGCAGCGACAGCCAUCACGGUGGCUACCAAUGGCAACAGCCUUGGACAGCAUCAGAGCCACCAGACAAACAGUGCGGGGCAGUCUCCAGACCUGGGACAGCACUCAGCCAGCCCUUCCUCCCUCCAGAGCCAGGUCUCCAGUUUGUCUCACUUAAACUCUUCUAGUUCUGACUAUGGCACGGCCAUGUCCUGCUCUACCUUGCUCUACGGUAGGACCUGGUGAAAGGAUUUUUUUUUUUUUUUUUUUUGGAAAAAAGCUCAGAUGCUCCCAGUCUCACAGAUCUCUACCCUGUUCAAACGCUUGUUUGAUUUUAUUUUUUAUUUUUACUUUUUCACGAGCGGUUCUCCGAGGAACCCCUAGCAGAGAGAGAAAAUGACUUUGUAGGUUGGGAAAUGGGUAUUUUUUAAAAAAAAUAGAUCACGACGCAGUUGCAGAAUGGAGACCAUGAAUGACCAUGGUUCGGAGGCUUGGAUUUCAAAUGUACAGUUUGCCAGCGAAUAGAACUUGCAUGUAAAUAUAGAGAUUUUCGGGAGGGAGGGGUGGGCGUUCCCCCAAAACACCAUUAGUGUCGCCCAGACAAAAGGAAAGCCCCCCCCAUCCCAGCAACCAGGGCCCGCCGAUGGAGAUAUUGAUUCGUCACAGCUUGGCAUUUCUCCCCCACCCCUUACUUUUGAUGUGAACCUGUAGCUGUAUAAUGCUGUCAAAAGUUGGACUAAACCCAUAGUUUUUAGUAACCUGUAUAUUUUGUUGUAAAGAAAAAUAAUACAAUCAACCAAAUCAAACCAAAACACACCCGACCUUUUUUAUGGACAUUGAACGAUCCGUGUAAAUCCUUUGGCAGUUUGUUAUUUCCGCACGUCUCCUCUUUCUGUUGUAAACUUAUGUAGAUAUUUGGCUUAAAUAUAGUUCCUAAGAAGCUUCUAAUAAAUUAUACACAUUGCAAAUAUUCUUAUUAUUAUUAUUUUCCUUUGCUUUCCCCUUAUAUCUCUCCCUCUCCCCCACCCCAGAAAACAAAUAGGGAUGCUAACAAAUAUUGACACCAAAAGCAAAAAGGCCCAAAUCUUGCAGGAGUUCGGGCCACUGGUUUCACUGGGAAGCAGGAUUAGGCCCAUGUUUUGGAGAGAGAUAAGAUUACUGUAGUCCAAAAGGAGGAAUCGACCCCCGGAAUUCAUUAGCCCGACAUCAAGCUAGGGAGCACAUGGCUAUUGACAGAGAAAGGAAAGUAGUCCAGAAGCAGAGAAGUUAAAUGUGUAUGGUUAUUAGAAACAAACUAAGGAGUAACGCACUGACAGGCUAGAAAAUGCAACCCUUUUAAAAAGCGUGUCCAGUUUUAAUAACUUGUGCAAAAAUAAUUUCUACCAGGUUUUCUUAUGUACUUUGUAUUUUAAGGAAAGUACAGUCAC